CUUUAAAAUUAGACAUAUUUAUAAUAAUUAAUUGGAAAAGGUAAUGGCCGAACCCCCUGAGGAAGCUCAGAUAAAGAUCAACCAUAACCAGGAUGAUUUCUUAGAAGGAGAAAACUAUGUCCUUACUAUGAAAGAUACAGAUAUUCUUAAGGAUGGAGAUAUAAACGAGGAUGAAGAAGAGCUCGUCAAUGCCAAUAUUGAUGAUAACCAUCGUCACAAGAUCUACCUCAAAAACAAAGCUAAGGUUAAAGGCGGAAAGCACGGCCUUUAUAAUGGGAAUGAUUUUGACCAGCAUGGUGAGCUCAAAAAGCGAGGAAUCCUUGACAAAUAUGAUCUUGAAGAAGAGGAAAGGGAAGGAAUGCUGCUUAAUCUAAAAAAUAAUAAAAUCAACAAAAAGGGCAGACUUACUACAGAUGCUGCGAACAUUCAAGGAGCUGAAAAGACCUCCAUGGUCACCAAGAAAGUCUUCAACUCUGAUUUUUUGAUAGAAGAGGAACCAAUUCAGCUUGGAAGAAACAAAAAGUUCAAGAAAGCAAAGAAAAGAAAUCUGAAAAAGAAAAAGAAGCUACUUGAAAACAUGGAAGAACUCCUUGCUGAAGAAGUCGAGGGAGAGGAUCAUCUUAAAACCAGAGAGGAGCGAAUUCAGAACUUGAAAGCCAAAGAGAUCGAGCACCAGGCUGAAGAAAACCAGAAGAGGGAGAAUUACCAAAAAGCUGUCUUGAAGGCAAAUCUUAAAACAAGCAAGCUACUCAAUGAAGACUUUGAAGAAGAUGAUGAUUACCUCCUGUUGGAAAAGAGUAAUGCUAAUAAGAGAAGACUUAUCGAAAAGAAAGAAAAAGAUGUCACUCAGAACUUCUCUCAAUCCUGAAUGAGUACGAGGAGGAAGAAGAAGUCAAAAAGAAAGAUGAAGAUAAAAGAUAAGAAGAAUGCUAAAGAGAUCAAAGAUCUCACGGAUCUAACCAAGAGUAGCAUCCAGACAGAGAAGGAUAGGCAGGAUCUAGCACAAAUCUUGACCUCUUCAAUUAAUGAGAGCUUUGCCAACACUAAAAGUGGGAUGACUAGUGUUGUCAAUGUAGCUCUUCCAAGUCAGAGGCUGCAGUCACAGGUACAAGGACUCCAAUCUGUUGUGCAAUCUAGGGAAUAUAUCGAAAGAAAAGAGCUAGAGGAAGAGAAAAUAAGGGAUGAAAUUAAGAACAAAGAAAUCACUAAAGAAGAUGAAGAAAAAGCAGAGAUACUGGAAGAGCCUAUUGUUGGCAAAGGUGUCGCUAAUGUCAUGAAAAUUUUUAGAAUGAGAAACAUGUUCAACCAGAAAGCAGACCUUGUGGGAAGGAUGAAGGAUAAUAAAGCAGGGGGAGAGUUUGAUGCUGAAAGAGAGGAAGAAGAUGACAUCAUGAUUCAUAGAACUGAUAAGUAUGGUAACCCCAUGUCAAGAAAAGAAGCAUACAGAGAGUUCUCAUAUGCUUACCAUGGAAUGAAGCCUAGUCAGUCUAAAAGAGAGAAGAUGAGGAAAAGACUUGAGAAAGCUCAGAAAGCUUCCAACCUUAUCUCAGGUGAUAAAUCUUUUUACAUGAAAGCAUUGAAGAAUGAACAGAAGCGGAAGAAGAAAGCAUUUAUGGUGAUUGAUACAAAGCCUAAAGCUAGGAUUCAAUUGUAAUUCAACUUUUACCAUAAUUUAU
Molecule: messenger RNA, 1676 nt
Organism: Moneuplotes crassus
Lineage: Eukaryota; Ciliophora; Spirotrichea; Euplotida; Euplotidae
Source: the annotation of a GenBank genome assembly